Molecule: messenger RNA, 873 nt
Organism: Penicillium maclennaniae
Lineage: Eukaryota; Fungi; Ascomycota; Eurotiomycetes; Eurotiales; Aspergillaceae
Product: PARP-type zinc finger-containing protein
Exons: 6
Coding region: 1-873 (290 amino acids)
Molecular function (GO): zinc ion binding; DNA binding
Source: RefSeq, a predicted model, not a curated record
AUGGGAAGUUAUCGCUUCGAGCUGUCUAAUGGCCGUGCUGGCUGUCAGAACAAAGAGUGCAAGGAUAAUGCCGUCAAAAUUCCUAAGGGUGAGCUUCGAGUUGGAUCAUGGGUCGAGAGUGAAAAGUUUCAGUCCUACCAGUGGCGCCACUGGGGCUGUACCACGCCAAAGGUGAUUGAGAAUAUCGCCAAUGCCUGGGAGGAAAUUCGCUCCAAUGAAAAUGACUACAGUGUGCUCGACGGCUACGAGGAUCUGCCCGAUGCCUUGCAGUUGAAGAUUCGCACUGCCCUCACCCAGGGCCACGUCGCCGAUGACGACUGGAAAGGCGAUGUCGAGGUUAACCGCCCUGGCUGCACUGGAUUCCGCCAGCGCGCCCCCCGCGGCAAGAAUGUCAAGGCAGAGGCCACUCACGACCAGCAGAAGCCCACCGUCGAAGACUCUGACGCUAAUGAUGAUACCGAACCCUCAGAGAAGCCAAAGACCAAGCCAAAGAAAGCUACCGUCAAAGCUGUCGCUGAGUCUAGCAAUGACGCCGAUGCCUCCGAGAAGGCCAAGCCCAAGGCGAAAAGGGCCCCUCGUGCCAAGAAAGCAGUCGUCAAAGAGGAUUCUGAGGCUAGCGAUCAUGAAGCUCAUGAAGCGGAAGACCAGAAGCCUGCUGCCAAUAUCAAGAAAUCUCGUGCCAAAAACGCCGCUACCGGUGCGGAGCCUGGCACAAAGCGCAAGACUUCCGGCGAAGAGACCCAGGAUGCCGAAUCCGGGAAGCCUAAGCGUGGUCGUACCAAGCCUACCAAGACCGACUCUGCCCAUGAUGAUACUGAGACUGCUGUCCCCGCCAAGCCCAAGCGUGGCAGGAAGAAGGUUUCCUCGGAUUAA